This is a messenger RNA of Asparagus officinalis (garden asparagus), 560 nucleotides long. RefSeq lists its product as uncharacterized. The transcript has 6 exons. NCBI's taxonomy places the organism in Eukaryota, Viridiplantae, Streptophyta, Magnoliopsida, Asparagales, Asparagaceae. The record is from RefSeq and is a predicted model, not a curated record. The coding region runs from base 27 to 422 and encodes 131 amino acids.
GUGGCUUGAAAUUUGUGAAUAAAAUUAUGAAUGGGCCUAUACUGAAAAUUCCUCCUUUCUCUAAUCCCGCAAAAGCUUCACUCUAUCAAGACCCUGGAACUUUUACUAUUGCCGAGGUGUCGUCGUCAUCGUCUUCUUCAUCUCAGUCCACUAUUCCUCCUCCUCCUCCAGAAAACCCCAUCGUGUUGGGAUGUGGUGCGGCGGCGGCGGAUUACUUGGCGACGGUGGCGGGGUUCCCGAAGGUCGAUGAUAAGAUCAGAAGCACGAACUCGGGGGUUGAAGGAGGUGGAAAUGUGGGCAACGCUUUGACUUGUGCCGCUCGGUUGGGCCUUAGACCUAGGAUUAUUUCAAAGGUUGCUAAUGAUUUUCAAAGGGAGGAAUGGUGGUAUCAGAGGGGGGAAAUUCACCAUUUACCUAAAUAAUUCUUGACAAUCAGAUUGCAGGCAGCCCAGAGGAAAAUACCUAUUUUAAUUGAUUCUGAAAGAAUAGGGAGGGUUUGGAUGAUCUUAUUAGCAGUUAGCAUCACAUCAUAUCUUGUUUGCUCAGAAAAAUUUCUGCAG